Saccostrea cuccullata (small rock oyster) is the source of this 1577-nucleotide messenger RNA. RefSeq lists its product as uncharacterized. The coding region runs from base 127 to 1329 and encodes 400 amino acids. The transcript is spliced from 6 exons. The record is from RefSeq and is a predicted model, not a curated record. Lineage: Eukaryota; Metazoa; Mollusca; Bivalvia; Ostreida; Ostreidae.
CAACAUGCGCAACCUACUCGCCCACAUGGGUACCAAACUCAGACAAGACCUAUCUAUGUGAUUGGGAACAACAUUCCCCAGCAACAUAGAGUGCAUCCUACUCAUCUAUAUACAAGGACUGAGUCUAUGAGCACAGUUGCUUCUCACAAACCUCAACAUGCACAGCAACCUCAGCAGAGAGUGGUGCGUAAAGAGCCUCAGGUGAAGCCCAUCAACAGGUACGCCCCUCCAGAUUACAUGACACUAAUGUAUCACCCCACUCCCACACUGGAGGACCUGGGGUUAACCAGUUAUCUGGACAGUCCUCCCUCAUCACCCAGAAGUAGGUCACCAGCUCGGGAGGACAAAACGGCGGAUUCUCAACCAGAGCAAGAGUCGGCAAGGAGGGUCUUACCAGCAUGGGACGCACCAACAAAUGACUUUUUCGACCAAGAAUCCAAGACAACUAACUCGCAAGCUAGAGAUUUCAGGAUAGCUGUGUCAGCUGACAAACAGUCAUCAAAGAUUGACACUGUAUCAGAGGCCAAAACGUCCGCGUUGAAUGUGACCAAUCAGAUGAGUGAGAGACACCAGACAAAUGUGACCAAUCAGAUGAGUGAGAGACACCAGGCACAUUUGACCAAUCAGAUGAGUGAGAGACACCAGGCGGUCUCACACACUCAGAUGAAUAAGCAUUUGGCAACAAAUGUUGAACCUCAAAGAUAUGUCCCAAGCUUUGCUCCAAAAGGCUGGGACCCAACUACCAAGUCAUCAAAGUCCUUACAAGGACCUGCAUCAACGGAUUCUGUAAUUAAUGCUACGUCUAUACCUGCCACAUUCACUGCGCCCAUUUCAAAGUCAUUCACAGGCCAACCAACAAAUAACAAAAGACCAGGGUCUGGUUCUACAUUGGCUGAGAAUCCGGAGAAACGGGCAUGCAAUUGGUCAAUGAUUGCUGAACAAUAUUCGACAGAAAGUCGUCAGUCUGUAAAUCAGGAGCAAAGACGUGACGCAUUGUACAGACGCUACAACAAAGACGAGCGUUCACAGACGCAUGCCACAAAGCGUCACCAAAAUCAUGACGCAAUGUAUCAGGAGCAUACUGAUGUCCAGAGUCACAACCAGACAUUUGAUCAGAUUCUGGCUGAGCAGAUGGCUAGACAAGCUGAACUCAAAAGCAAGAAUCAUAACCAAUCUCAGACUGGCACCAGUAUAAACGAGGAAAAAAGCACGUGCCAACCUAUGACAAAAUCAAGUCUGCCCGCUGUCAACAUGGACGACCUGUUUGGUGGAUUGUCACCUUACAGCUGCUGGAAUCAGUCUGCACCAGAAGAGCCGAGGUUUUCAUAACUUCCGGUCAUAGUGCUGCUAAACUUAACUCAUGCAGUCAUAAUUGCUGCAGAACCCCUGUGUUACGACAAACAAUUACAACACCACGAUGAACUGUUCUGAUUCCUUGAGAAGAGAAAAUCUGUGAUAUUCUCAGAGAUUUAACUACCAUGUCUUUCAUUACAUUGUCUGUGAUAAUGACGCAUUUUUUUCAUGACAGUUGCUUUUAUCUGUUUAUUUUUUUUUUUCGUUUUUAUAUUUUUUUUUGA